Molecule: messenger RNA, 1484 nt
Organism: Pundamilia nyererei
Lineage: Eukaryota; Metazoa; Chordata; Actinopteri; Cichliformes; Cichlidae
Gene: arhgap15
Product: Rho GTPase activating protein 15
Exons: 10
Biological process (GO): signal transduction; regulation of GTPase activity
Cellular component (GO): cytoplasm
Molecular function (GO): protein binding; phospholipid binding
Source: RefSeq, a predicted model, not a curated record
CAUAUGUAUAAAACGUCUGAACACUUCCUUAAUUUCCCUUUUGUGUGCUUCCAGGUGGAUUUGAAAGGUGAAAUCAUGAAUAUGGCUAAAAUUUCAGACAGUGGUAAGAAGCAGAGGAAGAACUGGUCUUCAGUGUGGACUGUGCUCACCUCAGACCAGUUAAUGUUUUAUAAAGACAAACAGGAAACUGGACUGAAACCAGGAGGUAAGGCAGAUGUGCUUCAGCUGUGUGGAGCAUUCAUUGAGUGGAAUACUGAGAAAUCAAGCAGGAAAAAUGUCUUCCAGAUUAAAACAAGCACAGGAAGUGAGUACCUUGUCCAGACUGACAGUUACUCCACUGCCAGCAAAUGGUACGACGCCAUCAAAAAGACCGUCGACUCUUCAACUAAAGAAGGUUUUCCUCUGCGGAGAUCAAACAGUACAGACUACCUGCCCAGACACAGCUCCCUACCUGGAUAUGGCUCUGCUUCUCCUGGUGUCAAACAACGUAACCCAAUACACCGACGAUCUAUCAACAUGUUUGGCAGCUCAAAGCUGAAGCACAGCGCCUCAGAUAGCGCAGACAAGAAUGGAGUGAAAAACCGGCUGAAGAAAUUCAUCAUCAGACGUCCAUCCAUGAAGACUCUACAGGAGAAAGGCCUGAUAAAAGAUCGAGUGUUUGGCUGCCAUCUGUCGAGUCUCUGUGAGCGUGAAGGGACCACGGUACCAAAGUUUGUUCGGAUCUGUGUGGACGCCGUUGAGAAACGAGGUCUGGAAGCUGACGGGAUCUACAGAGUCAGUGGAAACCUGGCCACAAUCCAGAAACUUCGCUUCCUCGUCGAUGAAGAGGAGGACCUGGACCUGGAACACAGUCAGUGGGAGGAUGUCCACGUCGUCACCGGAGCCCUCAAAAUGUUUUUCCGUGAACUGCCGGAGCCACUGUUUCCAUUUAGGUUUUUCCAGCUUUUUGUGGAGGCCAUCAAGAUCAAAGAACCCAAACAAAAAGUUCAGGCUGUGAAGAAACUGAUACAGCAGCUGCCCAAACCCAACCAUGACACCAUGAAGCUUCUCUUCAGCCACCUGCACAAAGUUCUGGCCUUUUCCAGGAAGAACCUGAUGUCCACUCAGGGCAUCGGAAUCGUGUUCGGUCCAACGCUGAUGUGGCCUGAACUGGACGCCGGAAACAUGGCGGUCAACAUGGUGUAUCAGAAUCAGAUUGUGGAGUUCAUUCUCACUGAAAGCCAAGAAAUCUUCAACUUGGACGGGAAGUAAAAGGUGCUGAGCGGGACCAAAUCAGCUGAUGGACUCACGUUUACAGAUAUUAGAAGCCAUGUCUGGUUUGGGCCGGGAUGUAAAAACUGGAAUUUUCAGAAGAUAUUUUGUCAGAGUUUAUAUUGCAUUAGCACAAAUCUAUAAUUAAAUGUUUUGACCCUUUUACCUCUGCCACAAUCGGUGUUGUUUUCAAAUACAAAAAUAUACAGUACUCCAAUAAAUAAUUCUAAUGA